Messenger RNA from Ylistrum balloti, 3068 nucleotides. RefSeq names its product angiopoietin-1 receptor-like. The transcript has 17 exons. Gene Ontology annotation, biological process: positive regulation of kinase activity; cell surface receptor protein tyrosine kinase signaling pathway; protein phosphorylation. NCBI's taxonomy places the organism in Eukaryota, Metazoa, Mollusca, Bivalvia, Pectinida, Pectinidae. Bases 54 to 2147 code for a protein of 697 amino acids. The record is from RefSeq and is a predicted model, not a curated record. Gene Ontology annotation, molecular function: ATP binding; transmembrane receptor protein tyrosine kinase activity. Gene Ontology annotation, cellular component: signaling receptor complex.
CGACAACACAUGUCUAUACCAUCUCCAGGAAAAGUAUAACAGGAAUCAUAUUUAUGUUGUGUCUUUUAUUAGGAUUAUUGUCGACUGUACAGGCCAAUACUCAAGGUUGUAAAAAUCACUGUGUACACGGCUGCGACAAGCCAUGCCUAGGGAGAUGUGCGGCUGGAUGGAAAGGAGUUGAAUGCGAUAAACAAUGUGAGAGAUUUUACUAUGGUAUCAACUGCGUUCAUUCGUGUGGGCACUGUCGAAACGACGCUACCUGUGACCCAGUGAGUGGGGAGUGUAUGGACGGGUGUGUACCGGGCUGGACGGGGCAGUUCUGUAACAGAUCAUGCGAGCCGUUUAGGUACGGUCUGGACUGUUCCGCGGCAUGUGGUCACUGCCGCCUCGACAAGGCCUGUAACACUGUGUCUGGGAAGUGUAGCGCUGGAUGUACGCAAGGUUGGACUGGGGAAAGGUGCGAUUCGGAAUGUCAAAACGGUUGGUAUGGACUGGAUUGUGCAAUUAAAUGUGGCCAUUGCGCAGACAACAUUCCAUGUGAUCACGUGACCGGCUCGUGCAGGAAUGGAUGUGCAGCUGGCUGGUCAGGGGAGAAUUGCAUUCAUAGAUGCACACGCGGGUAUUUUGGUAAAGGCUGUCUUAGGAAAUGUGGUAAUUGUAGAAAUGGAACAUGUGAUCACGAGACAGGCAGGUGUCUGUACGGAUGUGCUACCGGCUGGCAAGAACCGACAUGUCAAGAAAAGUGUCGACCGGGAACUUUCGGUGAGAAUUGCAGCAUGGUGUGUGGUCAGUGUUAUAAGAACACGACAUGUGACAGCCGAGGAAUCUGUACAGAGGGAUGCCGACCAGGUUGGAGAGGGCGGAGGUGUGAAGUUAGUUGUGAAAAAGGUUACUAUGGUCAUGGGUGUACAUACAAGUGUGGAAUGUGUGGUGGUGAUGCAUCUUGUAAUCUAACGACGGGUGAAUGUCCUAGCGGUUGUGCUGAAGGAUACACAGGCCUUCGGUGUCUUGAUGUAUCUGUGAGAAGCGUGCCGUACGAGAUGUCCAGUGCUAUAGUACCUGUCCUGGUAUCCUGUAUUGUGACCUUGACCUUGUUAUUUACCGCCACAAUGGUAUACUUCCUGUUUCUAAGGCCACGCCAUGGCAGGUUCCUCAGCCGUUUCUAUAGACUUACCACUAGAAGUUUCCAAGAACCCGAAGCUCAUGUUUACGAGCAAGUAUUGAAUGGGCCAUGGGAAUUGAAUAAAUACAACUUGAUACUGACAACUGAAAAACUGGGGCAUGGUCAGUUUGGCAUGGUGAAAAAAGGAUAUGUGAAGAAGGACAGGGACAAUCGGAUCAACGUGGCAGUCAAAUCUCUUAAAUCAACUGCUUCAGAGAAGGAUAAAACCGAUUUCAUCAAUGAACUGAAUAUAUUGAAGAAGGUCGGUCAUCAUCCAAACGUUGUGUGUUUGGUGGGCGCUUGUCACAUUCAAGGAACAAUGUACGUUGCUAUGGAAUAUGCAAAGAAUGGUGAUUUAAGGAGUUAUCUUAGAAAAAUCCGGAAGGGCAAAUUUCAUAUUUACGACAACACAAGGUCUAUAACACCGGUACAGAAUUCUGUUCUCCUGAAAUUUGCAUUGGACGUGGCAUCAGGUCUCAACCACUUGGUAGAGAAACAGAUCAUCCACCGAGAUGUAGCUGCUAGGAACGUGCUCCUGGAUGACAAUCUGAUCGCCAAGGUGGCAGACUUUGGUCUGUCCAAACACGACGACACCUACAUCAAAACUUCAAAUACAAGAGUUCCAGUACGAUGGCUGGCACCGGAAUCUCUCUUCAAUGCCACAUAUACCACACAGAGCGACGUAUGGUCGUUUGGGAUACUGUUGUGGGAGAUCUUUUCUUUGGGCGGUACACCAUAUCACGGUCUAGAGACACAGCAGAUGUGUAACCUCCUAAAACAGGGAUUCCGACUUCGGCGACCAAAGAAGUGUGAGCCAGCCAUGUAUGCAAUGAUGCUACAGUGUUGGAAUGAAAGGCCUAUGAGCAGACCACAAUUUUCGGAAUUAUGUAUGAGAUUACAACGUAUGGUAGAAGACAGCCAGAUCUAUAUGAACCUGGAUGUGAACGAAGGGAAUCAUUAUGCUGAAAUCGACAGUGUACGGUAGUGACGGUACAUAGUUGUGUACGCUUUGUGAUAUUUCUGUGCUCCCGGCGAUUUCUGUUGUUUCUGUGAAAUUCAUACAUGUUUUCAGUGAAAUAAUUACAGACAUGGAGCGAUGCUCUUUGGGCCAUGAUAUACAGGUUACAACUGAAAGUUUAUACAACACUUAACUACAUGGAGCAGUAAAGCCAUAACACCUGAACGCCUGCCACCAAUUCCUCUUUGUAGCCAUAUUUGGCAGUAUUCAACAUGGUUACACUUGAUUAGAAUCAGAAUUUUUUUUUUUUAUAUAUAGCUGUGUUGUGUCAACUAUUUGAACGAUUUUCAUCACUUUGAUAUACCAUACUGUUUCGGAUUCAUCGUUAAGCAUAUUGUUGUUAUUCUUUAACUAAGAGCUACUUUGUCCAAGUCCUUUCUGAAACCAAUCCUUAAAUGACCUCAAAGAUUAUACACGAGUCUCGAUGAUGAAGGUCAUCGCUGAAAUGGUAUACCACUGUGAAUGUUACGAGUCAUGAAGUAAAAGAGGUGCUUCCACACCAUUCAUAGGCUGACAGAACUUCUUCAGAAAACUUGAUACCACUACAUCGGUGUCCAGGUACACAUCCCUAGUGGUGCAUCAGGAUGUUACAUUCUCUAUCUUCCCUGUCAGUAAUCUGAAUGGUGCCUCAGACUCUGCUAAUUUUCGUAUUUAAUUCAGACACAGAAUAAUUUCAACAGAGAAAUGGUUGUACAUAAUUAUAUAUUCUUUAUUUCAUUAUAAUCCUAAUGUAAUAUUUUGUAAAUGAUAUAAAUUUAUUUAUUUAUCUUAUGCUGGAAUUAUACAGAGUAAUUUCAUUGGUAAAGGAUCAAAAUACAACAUAUUUUACCAGAUGCUAUUUUAUUAGCCCAGGGUUCAUGUUUCGAAAUAAAAUUAUUUCCUUCUCAA